ACCGCGAGCUGAAUAAAAAUACAGUGGCAGAUACUGUAUCAGGUCAGGUGAAAAGAAUUAACAGUAUAGUUAAAUAUUAUUUUAUACUUGGAUAUCCAGUAGAAACCAGGACCAUUUCCUCAGCUGGCUGGCAAGUCUUCAAAGUUCGCAAGACAGCGAAGAGUGACAGCUCCUGACCCGUGGGCGGAGGCCUCUCCGCGGACCGCGCUCUCACCACCAUGACGGACGAGGAUUCUGGGCAGUGAGCGGAGUCAUGGACUGGGAGGACCUGGAGCCUGCCUGUGGGUGACACCCCCACCUCCCCCUCCCCGGCUGGGCAGACAGGCACAGCCGCGGCACACACACCAGAGCCACACAGCCGAAGCUGGGCGGUAGCAUGCAGUCUGACGAGGGGACGGAAUGGCUCCUGGAGCUCCUGAUGGAAGUCCAGCUGCAGCAGUACUUCCUGCGUAUCCGCGACGACCUCAACGUCACCCGCCUCUCGCACUUCGACUAUGUCAAAAACGAGGAUCUGGAGAAGAUCGGGAUGGGGGGACCGGGGCAGAGACGGCUGUGGGAGGCGGUCAAGAGGCGGAAGGCCCUGUGCAAGCGCAAGUCCUGGAUGAGCAAGGUGUUCAGCGGGAAGAGGCCCGAGGCGGACUUCCAGCCCCAGCCCGCCUCCACCUUCCGCAAGCCGUCCCCCACCCCGCCGCCCGGGGAGGGCCAGCAGCAGGCCCUCAUGUGCCUCAUCAGCGACAAGGACCUGGUCCUGCUGGAGAAGCUCGGGGACGGCUCCUUCGGCGUGGUCAAGCGCGGGGAGUGGUUCACCCCCACCGGGAAAGUGCUCAACGUGGCCGUGAAGUGUCUGAAAACGGACGUGCUGAACCAGCCAGACGCCCUGGACGACUUCAUCCGAGAGGUGAACGCCAUGCACUCGCUGGAUCACCAGAACCUGAUCCGGCUCUACGGCGUCGUCCUCACGCACCCCAUGAAAAUGGUGACGGAGCUGGCACCUCUGGGCUCCAUGUUGGACCGCUUGCGAAAAAACCAGGGGCACUUCCUGAUCUCCACGCUGUGCCAGUACGCCAUCCAGAUCUCCAACGGCAUGGCCUACCUGGAGUCCAAGCGCUUCAUCCACCGGGACCUGGCCGCCCGCAAUAUCCUGCUAGCCUCCAGCGAGCUGGUGAAGAUCGGAGACUUUGGCCUCAUGAGGGCGCUGCCCAAGAACGACGACCACUACGUCAUGCAGGAGCACCGUAAGGUCCCCUUCGCCUGGUGUGCUCCUGAAAGUCUGAAGACACGCACGUUCUCUCACGCCACUGACACCUGGAUGUUUGGCGUGACCCUCUGGGAGAUGUGCACCUACGGCCAGGAGCCCUGGCUGGGGCUCAACGGCAGCCAGAUCCUUCAUAAGAUCGAUAAGGAAGGGGAGCGUUUGCCCAAACCGGAGGACUGUCCUCAGGACAUCUACAACGUGAUGCUGCAGUGCUGGGCCCAGAAGCCUGACGACCGGCCCACGUUUGUGGCUCUGCGCGAGUUUCUGGUGGAGACAAUGCCGACCGACAUGAGGGCCCUGCAGGACUUUGAGGAGCCGGACAAGCUGCUCAUCCACCUGAACGACGUCAUCACCAUCAUCGAGGGCAGGGCGGAAAACUACUGGUGGCGGGGUCAGAACAAGAGCACGCUGAAGGUGGGGCAGUUCCCCCGCAACGCCGUGACCUCGGUGGCCGGCCUCUCAGCCCACGACAUCAGCCGGCCGCUCAAGAACAGCUUCAUACACACGGGUCAUGGCGACACCAACCCCCACCGCUGCUGGGGCUUCCCCGACAAGAUCGACGACCUGUACCUGGGGAACCCCAUGGACCCCCCGGACAUCCUGGGACUGGACUUCAAGGCUGCUCGCCCCACUCAGCUCCCAGGACGCGCCAAAAAGGAGCCUCCUCCUCGGCCGCCCCAGCCCGCCCUGCUUGUCCAGAAGCCGUGCUACGACCCGGUGGCUGAAGACGAGGAGCAGAGCGCGUCGGGUCUGAAGCGUCUCUCCCUGCGGAAGCCGGGGCCGGUGAAGGGGCUGAAGCUGCGGCCGGCCGUCUGGGUGUCGGGCGCGCGGCCGGGGGAGCGUUCGGCCCCGCUGUACGGCAGCCGCAGCGCGGGCAGCACCCCCAGCGAGGUGUCCCUCAUCGACUUCGGCGAGGAGUUCCCCCCGGCCACGCCCUCGCCCUCCCCCGUGGUGGAGACACGCGUCCCCUCGCUGGCCAGGCUAGCCCUGGAGGCGGAGUCUAUACUGGACACAACCCCGCCCCAGAGCCCCUCCCGGACCCUGCCCCGCCCCUUGCACCCCACGCCGGUGGUGGACUGGGACGCCCGGCCCCUCCCCCCGCCCCCGGCCUACGACGACGUGGCGCAGGACGAGGAGGACGUGGAGGUGAGCUCCAUCAACAGCGGCGAGCAGCAGGGCGCCGUCUACGCCCCCGUGGCGGACGAUGGGGAGGGGCCUGUCGCCGGGGAGGGGCCCGCCGUCGCCAGGGAGGGGGGAAAGCCCAGAGUGGAGGACAACCUCUUCCUCCCCAGCCAGCCCGGCCAGAACAGCAGCUUCUCCCAGUCGGCGGAGAUCUUCCAGGAGCUCCAGCAGGAGUGCAUGCGGAGGCUCAACGUUCCCACGGGCUCCUCCCUCUCCCCGUCGCCCAGCCCCCCCGGCCCGGACGGCCCCCACCGCCAAAUCGUCCUCCCGUGCUCCUCCUCCGAGGACAGGCCCCAGAUCCCGCCCCGCGUCCCCAUCCCGCCGCGCCCCAUCAAGUGCCGCUCGGACUACGGCCGCCGCUCCGGGGACCUUUCCCCCGCCUCGGGGGGCGAGGGCGAGGACGGCCGGGAACGCCCGCCCCAGAUCCCGCCCCGCGACCCCCUGUCCCAGCCCAGCUCGCGCACACCCAGCCCCAUGGGGCUCCUGGUGGGCUCCCCUCCUCAGCGGGCCAGCCUGAACUCCGCCCUCCCCCUGGGCUCCUACCUCUCCACCUCCCCGGGCAAGCUGAUGCCCACCACCCAGAGCUUCGCCUCCGACCCCAAGUACGCCACGCCCAAAGUGAUCCAGGCCCAGGGCAAGGAGUGCGCCCGGGCCCCCUGCAUCCUGCCCAUCGUCCGGGACGGCAAGAAGGUCAGCAGCACCCACUACUACCUCCUGCCCGAGAGGCCUCCCUACCUGGACCGCUACGACCGCUUCUUCAAGGAGGCCGAGGGCGUGGAGGACAAGCGGGCCGCCAACACGGCCACCGUGCGUCCCAUGAUGCAGCAGCAGCACGGCGAGCUCAAGGCCAACUUCUCCUCCAAUAACAACAGCACCCUGGCCGUCAGGUCCGUCCCCAGGACAACUGGCAGCCUGCCCAAGCUGGGAGGGGACACGCUGGCCGGGAGGUCCGACUGGCUGGGUACCUCGGAUCGGGUCAAGCUGGUGCAGGAGGCAGUCCAUGGCGUGACCAUAGAGGAGUGUCAGGCAGCCCUGCAGAACCACAGCUGGAACGUGCAGAGGGCGGUGCACUAUCUGAAGGUGGAGCAGCUGUUCUGCCUGGGACUGAAGACCAGGGUGGAAUGUCUUAAGAUUCUGGAGAUGUACGACUGGAACCUGGAGCUGGCCAGCACCCAGAUGCUGGACUCCUACGGCUCCGUCAGACAAAGGCGUUGACGGCGAGUCCUCGUGCUCUUUGACUGACAGCGGAAGGCCGGAGCCCGCUCCUGUUCCCGGGCGCGCACGUGCAGCUGCUCACCGCGGGAGAGAGCCCCGCCCGAACCAGACUCGCUCUCGUACCUCCGUCUGCCCCGACACAAAGGCGCAUUGGCCAUAGGACCGGGGCCCACUGACCGUAGGAUUUUCAGUGGUAGCGCGCGUUCACGAGUAAGGAAAGAAAACGCCCUGUCUGCUGUCCUCCACGCUGCAAUACUGCGUUUCAGCAGAGGUCAAAGUUCAACCAGCCCAGUAUUGAGUCUGACCGGAAGCGUGUUGCUGUUCCACACCUCGUCAGAUACCUUGUUCUUUUCUACAGAGUUCUAUAUGAUAUAUAGAGGAGAGGAAUAUAUAUUUCUUUCUUUGCAUUCAUAUAUUUGCAUCAAAUAUGUCUUGUCUUGGUUUGAAAUGUUUUAUGGUUUUCGUAUGGUCUGUAUGGAGAGGAUAUUUUGGCAAUGUUGGAGUUUGUAUAAUUUGAUUAAAGUUUUCUCUUUGUUCUCUAAAACACAAAAGCCCAAUUUAAGAGAUCCUAAUGCCGAUUUCUUUCAUGCAGCACAACCAAGGUGACUUUGCAAUAGAACCAAAGGGGCUAUGAGGUCCUGUCUAUCUUAACUGGAUCUGUCCUCUCAAAGGCCUUUUCUGUGAUAGCUCAGUCAUUCUCAUUCUCUGUGAUUUGAUUGUGCUUUCUCAGCUAUUUCUCUGAUUUCUCAGUCCUCUGCCUCAUUCAGCUCUCAGUAGUUUCUCACUUUCAAUAGCUAUUUCAUUGAAUGCCGAUGCGUCUCUGAUAUUUGAUAAUUUGAUCAUGACUCCUCAUACGCUAAAGAUAUGGAAGCAGUAUAUGCUAUACAUUUACUAAAAUGUAAUUUGUGUCUACGUGGCAAAAUGUGAAAUCCAAAAUAUAGGAAUAAGGAGUAAUGGUAAAAGUACACUGCACACAUUACAAAAGGCAUAUGUAAUUGCUAUUUUCACAUCAGCGACUUUUCUUCGAUUUUUGUGAAAUGGUCUACAGUUUGCAGUGCAGUGCACAAAUCUGCAUAUAUGAAAGAUUACAUUUAAGUUUCCAAAAUUAAUUCAGUAUGUCUGGAUAUCUUCAAGUAAUGCUCAGUUUGUUCUUUGAUUAUAUACUUUUAUGUGGAGUACUUUCACAGAUGCAGAGAACAGGAAAGAUUUUGAAAGGUAAUAUUUAAUGACAAUAAUUUCAUAGCACCCAGGUGAUGUUCAAAAUUACAGCUGUUAGUAUCCAGUCCAAUGAAAAGCACCCACGUGGUGGAAGAUACUGCUUAACUGUCCUUAGUAUAGGAACUGUAUGUGCUGCUUGCUCAGUAAUUAGCACAAUAUAUUCAUAUGCUUUAAAUUCACCUGUGAAUAGAUUUAUUUGUGAAUCAUAACACCAUACAUGGUUGGGAUAUUUACAAAAAGAAUUUACUUUCAAAAGCAGAAUCCAUAUAUUUCCUAACUAAUUCCAGUGCAAUGGAACAAAUGUAUUUCAAUGGUAUUUGUACUAUACUGUUAAAUGCAUGCUUAACCAUGGUCUUCCUAUCUCUUGUGACAUUAUUGCUGCUACUGCCAGUGUGUGUGUGUGUGUGUGUGUGUGUGUUUGUGUGUGUGCAUGCAUUGUGUACACACAUGCUCUCAGAACUUCUGUUUUCAGGUAGCGAAGCCCUGGGGCAUGUUGAUCGCAGUGGAUCUGAGUUGCAUCUUAGUAACAGACCUUACAAAGUGCUCUGCGAACAGUAGAUGAGCCAUAAAGCUUAAUCUUUGUGCAUAUUGAUUCUCAAUGCUCUACCUACUGGUCACCCUAAUUCAUUUCGGUAGACGAGUCACUGUAUUAGUAGCUCCAGUGGUGUUUCUCGCAUAGUCCUGAGUGACUACAUAGAAUCAUAUAUAUGUGUAUAUACUGUUGUCCCAAAGUGACGGCAAGGCUCCUUUGCUGUAAACGCAUAGACAAAAGCAUAGGCUCUGAAGUCAUUGGUGUAAGUCUUUGUGAGUCAACCUGGUGUCAUCCUGCAUCAAGCCCUGUCCAGUCUUACCUUUAUGCGUGCUACUUUUUAUACAAACUACUGUAUUGAAAUGUGCAUUGUUUGUAGUGUAAUGAAAACGAGACCCUCAAAACGUUUACGCCCAUGUUGUACGUCCAUGUGCCCGAUCCAGUCUCCACAUACAUGCCCAUUGUGUUUCACGUGUUCUACAUGUUCUGAAUGGUUGUACAAUUAAAUACUUUUUUUAGGUCCUGGAUGUCAGAAAUUGUGCAAGACAUAAUGUUGCCAAUCAGAAAUGUAUAUAUGUAUUUUUUAUUAAAAAUUAACUAUUUUUUA
Molecule: messenger RNA, 6006 nt
Organism: Conger conger (European conger)
Lineage: Eukaryota; Metazoa; Chordata; Actinopteri; Anguilliformes; Congridae
Product: activated CDC42 kinase 1-like
Exons: 17
Coding region: 377-3652 (1091 amino acids)
Biological process (GO): signal transduction; regulation of keratinocyte differentiation; protein phosphorylation
Cellular component (GO): extrinsic component of cytoplasmic side of plasma membrane
Molecular function (GO): protein tyrosine kinase activity; protein binding; ATP binding
Source: RefSeq, a predicted model, not a curated record